Callorhinus ursinus (northern fur seal) is the source of this 2272-nucleotide messenger RNA. The record is from RefSeq and is a predicted model, not a curated record. Lineage: Eukaryota; Metazoa; Chordata; Mammalia; Carnivora; Otariidae.
AAUACAUAAAAAGAAUUUUGGAGAUCUUGUGUCAGCAUUUGGAACUGCCUAAUGAGCCUGAGUAAAAAGUCAGAAGAUGAAUAAUCUUUCAUUUAGUGAGCUAUGUUGCCUCUUCUGCUGUCCACCUUGCCCUGGGAAAAUUGCUUCAAAAUUAGCAUUUUUGCCACCUGAUCCUACUUACACAUUGAUGUGUGAUGAAAGUGGAAGCCGCUGGACUUUACAUCUGUCAGAACGAGCAGACUGGCAAUAUUCUUCUAGAGAAAAAGAUGCUAUUGAGUGUUUCAUGACUAGAACCAGUAAAGGCAACAGAAUUGCCUGCAUGUUUGUGCGUUGUUCACCCAAUGCCAAAUAUACUUUACUCUUCUCACAUGGAAAUGCUGUUGAUCUUGGUCAGAUGAGCAGCUUUUACAUAGGACUGGGAUCACGGAUUAAUUGUAAUAUAUUCUCAUAUGAUUAUUCUGGAUAUGGUGCAAGUUCCGGGAAACCAACAGAGAAGAACCUCUAUGCAGAUAUCGAAGCUGCUUGGCUUGCCCUUAGGACAAGAUAUGGCAUUCGCCCUGAAAAUGUGAUUAUAUAUGGCCAAAGUAUAGGGACAGUACCAUCUGUGGAUCUUGCUGCUCGGUAUGAGAGUGCUGCUGUUAUUCUUCAUUCUCCUUUGACUUCGGGAAUGCGUGUUGCUUUUCCUGAUACCAAGAAGACCUACUGUUUUGAUGCAUUCCCAAACAUUGACAAAAUCUCUAAGAUAACCUCCCCAGUAUUAAUAAUUCAUGGGACUGAAGAUGAAGUCAUUGACUUUUCACAUGGCCUCGCACUGUUUGAGCGUUGCCAAAGACCUGUGGAGCCUCUCUGGGUUGAAGGGGCAGGUCACAAUGAUGUGGAACUUUAUGGACAGUACCUUGAAAGGUUGAAACAGUUUGUGUCACAGGAACUGGUAAAUUUGUAAAAUAUUCUGUAAAUUUGCACACUGGGUUUUCUUUUCUUGCUGAACUGCACUCUUUGGUAAAUAACAUAAAACCUGAAGGUUUUGUUUGCAAAUCAUGUCAGUUGCCUUCAUAAAUGUACAGGUAAUGAUUUGUUAACAGACUUAAUGAAGGUUUUUAUUACCAGAACUAGAAACUGGAAAUAACAGUAUCAUGCAGUCAGGCUGUGUAAUUUAUAUUUUUUCUGUGAAUUUUUUUUUAAACAUCAAAAUGAGUACUGUAUGAAAUUUUAAUUCUAUAAAAUCAAAUGCUGUAAAAGUAUUGCCAAAUGCUUUUGCAUAUCAAACAAAUUUAUAGAUAUUUUUAAAACAUCUCAAUGUACUAAAUCUUAUCCAGGUAUUCAAAUGUAAUAUUCUUUCAAUAAAAAGCUGUAUAUCUAAAACAAUUCAAGUACUCAUAAUAGAAUAAACUGUAUGAAAACAUGCAAGUUCACUAGAGAUGACCUAAACCCUGUUGUACAGGGAUUGAGGUUUAAACAGUUAUUUUAUUGUAAAAUACAUUGAAUUUUCUGUAUUCCCUGGUUAUCAUACAUUUUCUCCUUUUAAAAAAAAAUGAUGUUAAGUCUUAAUUUUUAUGCCAUCUAUUAAUUUACCAACUAGUUACCUUGUAAAUGAGAAGUCAUGAUAGCACUGACUUUUAACUAGUUCUGACUUAUAGGUUUGGUACUGUGAGGCAACUACUUAAAAUUCUCAUUUUUGUUAUUUAAAAAGGCAUUUAGAGCUUCAAGAAUGAUUUUGUACGCAAUGUUGUUUUAAAUUUUGACUAAUCUCAUAGAAUCACAGUACUCUUCAUUAUAAGAAAACCUGAGAGUCCGUUAGAUGUUCUUCAAGACCACAAACAGGCUGGCUAUUUGGUCGUUUUUCACCUUGGCUAUUUUUAAUAGGAUCUAUUGUUUUAGAUUACUAUCUGAGAAUUUCAUGGAUUCACUCAUGGAUACAGGAGAUAAGAGAACAUUUAAUUCAUAACUUUUAUAUUAACCAAUGUAAUAAAAAACAAAGCUCACACACAAAAACUAAGUUGCCUUUCCUUGAAUGAAUCCUGCCUGAAUAAAACAAUGAAAGUAAAAUAAAAAUAAAAUUAACGGUAUGUAGUCUAAUUUGUAAAUGAAUGAAUAUUGAAAUAAUACACACUGUGGAUAUAUUUUAAGGCCUUAUGUAGUUUUAAUUGUUCUGCUUGUUCUGUGGUUAUGUCUAAGACUAUAGUAUAUGAUUAUCUUCAAAGUAUAUCAAGUAUUGUGAAUGCUUUGGUUCAGAUGUGUCAAAUUAACAGUAAAACAACAAAUAUACCACCCA